AUGAUUGGUCGUCUACGUCACUUUCGAAUAAUUCAUUUUCUUAUUGCACCGACAAUAGACAAUCAUAUUUAUUUAUUAAAUUCAAAAUUUAAGAAUAUUUUACUCUAUACACUAGCUUUAGUAAACAUUAAAAGAUCAUUGUUCUAUUCAGUAUGUUAUAUUUAUUGCUAUUUCAUUACAUAUGUUCUUAUUCUAAUUAUUAUAUUAUUAAUUUUAAUAAUUCAAAAUCAUCAACGAGAUUUACAUUUACCGAUUCCACCAUUAAAUUUAUCAAUAAACUACUGUUUAAUUAUUCGUAGUUCAAAUAGUCAUUCAUUCGAUAAAUUAAUUCAAAUAAUUGAACAAGAAUCGAUUGGUUGGCCAAAUGUUCAUAUUGCUAUUUAUAAUUCAUCUUUACAAGAUGAAAUUUUCUUUAAUUACGAUUAUCCAAUUAUUCAAACAUCAUCGGAUGAUUAUACAUUAAAUAGUUUACUUAAUAUUAAUGCAAAAUUUAUAAAUAGAAGUAAAGUGAAUUUAGAUUAUUCUCUAGCAUUAGAAUAUUGUUAUUCAACUAAAAUAUCAAUAAAAUCAAAGUGUACAACGAUAAUGAAACCAUUUGAUUAUACAAUAACACUUGAAGAAAAUGUUAUAUUAACAAAAAAUAUAUUUCAUAAAAUCGAACAAACGGUGAUGAUGUACGGUAUAUGUCAUCAAUGGUUAGCAUGGACAUUAUUUCAUGAUAAUAAUCAUUUGUCUCAUCAACUUUAUAAACAUGGAGAUCGAUAUAAACAUAAAAUUCAUAGGAAAGCUUUUAUCUGGUGUAAUUUACAAUUACCAGCAUUUAUUGCCUACAUCCGUUUGAAACAUCGUCUACAGUCUUUUGAUGAUAAUAUAAGAAACUAUAUCGAACAAUUUAGCUUCAAAAUUUAUGUAACAGUGCCAAACUUAGUAGAGGAAGUAAAAGAAGAAAAUGUUAUAAUUAAUGAAAAAUUUAUAUUAAACCGAAAAAGAAACGAUGGAAAAUGUGCACUGAUAAUUAUAAUGAAACAUCCUCUUCUCAACUUUUGA
This is a messenger RNA of Didymodactylos carnosus, 1047 nucleotides long. Lineage: Eukaryota; Metazoa; Rotifera; Eurotatoria; Philodinida; Philodinidae. The record is from the annotation of a GenBank genome assembly.